Molecule: messenger RNA, 678 nt
Organism: Paracoccidioides lutzii Pb01
Exons: 2
Coding region: 1-678 (225 amino acids)
Source: RefSeq, a predicted model, not a curated record
AUGCGCUCAAUCAUCUACCUCUCAAUUGGCAUCUUUGCUGCUCUUGCCGUGGCUCAGGACAAUCCUUUAGAUGUCCCCCCCGGUGGCUAUAGUUUCAUGUCCGGAGAUAAGGUCACCGUCACCUGGAAUCCAACCACCACCGGCCCGGUCAGCCUCUUCCUGCAGAGUGGAGAUGCUACCAAUCCGCAGGAUGGUAUUCCACUUGGAACCGGCAUCCCCAACUCUGGCAACUUCAUAUUCACCUUCCCCACGGUCGACCCGGGCAACAACUUCUUCUUUCGAAUCUUCCCCUCCGGCACCCCUCAAAACAGCAAUUUCUCCCCUAGGUUCCCAGUGAAUGGUCCAAUGUCAUCAAGCUCAGAGCUCCCCAGCUCCACCACCGAUUCCUCAUCCCAGGUUUCCAGCACCGACACCAGCACCAGCACCGACACCAGCACCAGCACCGACACCAGCGUAUCCUCCAGCACAUCAACCGAGACCAUCACCAGCUCAUCCACCUUGUCAACGAGUUCCGCCUCCUCGACAACAACCACCACUUCAUCGACUACUUCUAGUAGCUCUUCUGCUUCCCUGACUCCCAUCAGAGCUACCAAUACACCAAACCCCAAUGGAGCUAAGUCCCUUAUGCUGCCGGGAAGUUUGCUGUUGGCUGUUUUGGGACUGAUAGCUUUCUUGUAA